Messenger RNA from Betta splendens (Siamese fighting fish), 4444 nucleotides. RefSeq names its product ras-GEF domain-containing family member 1C-like. Gene Ontology annotation, cellular component: plasma membrane. The transcript has 14 exons. Gene Ontology annotation, biological process: Ras protein signal transduction; positive regulation of GTPase activity. Bases 1434 to 2900 code for a protein of 488 amino acids. Lineage: Eukaryota; Metazoa; Chordata; Actinopteri; Anabantiformes; Osphronemidae. The record is from RefSeq and is a predicted model, not a curated record. Gene Ontology annotation, molecular function: guanyl-nucleotide exchange factor activity.
CACACACACACACACACACACACACACACACACACAUCUAUACACAGGGUGCUCACAAUGAGUGUGUGCUUCUAGACAGGGCCAUUCUGGUGAUCAUGGUGGUACAAAGCAGACGGAUUCCCUGAUGGUGACGAUAACAGGCUGACGGAUUAAGAGGACAAAACGCUCACAUGGUCACACAGGAGAACACACACACACACACACACACACACACACACAUAUAAGCACGGCGAGGCCCUGCCCCAGCUGUCUAGACAGAGAGCAGGGCUGCUGCUGGAGAUCUCAGGGGGGAUUAGAUCACACAUCACAACACUCACCUGUUCUGUGUGGUUUCCAUGCGACGCUGAUGACAGCGUGACAGGCGCACAGGGAACCGUGACGUAUGGAAAUAAGUUGCACGUGGAGUACGGCUGUGGGUGGGGGGAGAGUCCACCCCCCCCACCCCCCCACACAAUGGCAGCUCACUGACCUUUUGGCCUCUCUGCUCCGCUGCUGUUGCAUCACAUCCGCCCACAUUUUUAAUUACCAAACUGAAACAGGAAGUAAACACAGCGCCCGUGGCCGGGACGCACAGUCAUGGUUUUAUCUGCUUCCUGGUUUGUUCCAGUAUCACUCAUCUUCAAACGACUGAAAGUGCUCGCACAUUCACCGCGAGCGUGAAUAAUCCUAACGCUUUCUCUAAAUAUAGCUGUGUGAGGAUCUGUCUGUCACUUGGUGUACGCGUUUGUCAGAGGGAGUUACCCAUCAGCCCUCCGCUCAGAUGCUGGAGGCCGAGAGGUAUCGACUGACGGAGUCGCAGAGCUGGGAUGAAAUGAUGAUUCAGCAGAGGAGAGGAGAGGAGAGCGAGCAGCAAUAGAGGAAAUAAGAAGAAUGGAAAUGAUCAACAAGCAAAAGAAGACAUUUAAAGCUGUGCAUAAACAAUUACUCCUGUACCGUAUUAAACGUAUCUGAGUACAUUCAUAUGCUGGAUUUCCCCGCACAAGCUCUUGAAGCUGACCAGACUUUGUCCCCCUGUCUGCCCGUUCACUUCCAGGACCAUAAACCUUUUCUGCUGCGUAAGGAGCUUCUGGAUUUGUCCACGGCUGCAUCUUAGUGGUCGUGUUUUAAAGCAGCCGGUGCAAAAAUAAGAAUUUCAAAGCUCAUUUUGGUUCAGAGCCGUUAGUUACAAGUUACUUCCUGUGAGCGCUAUAGUGGUGGUAUAGUGGUGUCAGCGCUGCUCGUAGGAAGGAAGGCUGUGAAGACACCCCCCCGUCCUUUGUGUGUCUGUCUGUGUGCGUCUCCGGCUACGUGUGUACAAGUGCAGGAACAAGUGCUGGUGUGAAGAGGAGCAGGAACAAAGGAAAGCUGAGCCCCGCUCCCUCCCGCGGAACCUGAGACGGAGCCGGUCCCGCCUGCGUGUGCUUGACCCGUGACACCAGUUCAUCAAGACAGGAAUGCCCCAGACUGUGUGCUCAGGCACCAUGUUCACCACUCCCAGUGGCUUCAGCCCUCAUCUGGCCUGUGCUGAGCCAGGGGAGGAGGAGGAGGCCCCGCAGGAAGGCCCAGUACCCGGCGCCUGCCUGGCCGACGGGUCGCCCAUCACCUCCGCCUCCCUGGACACGCUCAUCCAGAACCUAGUGCCCACUGCCGACUACUACCCCGAGAAAGCCUACGUGUUCACCUUCUUGCUGAGCGCCCGGCUGUUCAUCCCUCCUCCGGAUCUGCUGGCCAGGGUGUGCGAGCUGUGCAUCAAGCAGCAGCAGCUGGAUCAGAGCCCACUGGACACGGCCAAAGUUCGCAAGUUCGGUCCCAAGAUCCUGCAGCUGCUCACGGAGUGGACGGAGACGUUCCCGUCUGACUUCAGGGACGAGAAGAUGGUCGGACACCUUAAGGACAUCAUCCACAGGAUAGCUGCAUGUGACGAGGCGUACUGGAAAACCUUGAACCAGGUGCUCCAGAAGCUCAACCAGAGGCUGGCCCUGAUGAGCCAAGGGGAGGAGAGCAUCGUCAAAGUCUCCCUCAACGCCUCCUCCAUCUCUGACAAGCUGGUGGCCUUCAAGACCAAGCCUCCACCCAUCCAGAAGGACAUGCUCUCCAUCUGCAACGACCCGUACACGCUGGCACAGCAGCUCACCCACGUGGAGCUGGAACAUUUGCGUCGUAUUGAACCGGAGGAAUUUGUCCAAGCCUUUGUCCAGAAAGACCCACUGGACGGAACUCAGCAGCCGUGCUUCAGUGACCAGAAGAAGAAAACAUCCAACCUGGAGGCCUACGUCAGGUGGUUCAACAGACUGUGUUACCUCGUAGCUACAGAGAUCUGCAUGCCAGCAAAGAAAAAGCAGAGAGCCCAGGUGAUCGAGUUCUUCAUUGACGUCGCCAGGGAGUGCUUCAACAUUGGAAACUUCAACUCCCUCAUGGCCAUCAUUUCUGGGAUGAACAUGAGUCCCGUCUCACGGCUCAAGAAGACUUGGGGCAAAGCUAAGACUGCCAAGUUUUACAUUUUGGAGCAUCAGAUGGAUCCUACGGGAAACUUUUACAACUACAGGACCGCCCUGAGGGGGGCCGCCCAUCGCUCCCAGACCGCCAACAGCAACAGGGAGAGGAUUGUAAUUCCCUUCUUCAGUCUGCUGAUCAAAGAUAUUUAUUUCCUCAAUGAAGGAUGUGCGAAUCGGCUGCCCACUGGCCACGUCAACUUUGAGAAAUUUGUGGAGCUGGCGCGACAGGUCGGGGAGUUCAUGACGUGGAAACAGGUGGAGUGUCCGUUUGAGGAGGAUCGGGCCAUUCUGCAUUACCUUCAUACUGCUCCAAUCUUCAGUGAGGACGGCCUCUACCUUGCGUCCUACGAGAGUGAGAGUCCAGAGAAUCAGGUAGAGAAGGACAGAUGGAAAGCACUCAGGUCUAAUGUUCUGGCAAAGACAUGAGGCAGCUCACCCUCCUGCCAACAAGGGAGCACGCGUUCUCAUUGCACUAAAUUGAACUGUGAAGGAACCAAGCUGGUACUUAGGUGUUUUCCUAUGAAGAAAUAUUGAUAUAAAGAAACGCGGUGAACAGGAUUCAUCAAAAACACGACGACAAAAUGAACAAAAUGAAAGAACAGAAAAAAAAACAGAAGUGUUAAGCUAAAGAAACUGGAACAAAAUGCAUCUGCAGCAUAUCAGUGUUGAGGUGUGGUGCAUUGGAGACGGAUACAGCUUCUCCUUUACUCGUCCCCUCUGUGUGUGUUUACUCUGUAAAAUACGUUUACUACCAUAGGAAGUACAGUUACAGGGAAAACCACUUUAUAAAAUGAAAUUCCUACUGAUUCUAUAGUUGGUUUUGUAUCUGCUUCUAUUUCUCUCUGUGUUUCCCCUUUAGCCCAGAGCCUUGUCCAGGUUUUCCUUUUCUCUCAGUGUUAUGUACUGUAAUGACACUUACGAGGACAUGAAGGGCGCUGGCCAGCCCAUCAGUCAUCACGUUUUAUAGGUCUACUGAAGGAGGAACAGCUGCAUAGCUGGGGAGGCCUUUAGCGUUUUACCACCUCAUCUUGUGUGUAUCUACAUGUGUGCCAGUUUGCGUGUUGAUUUUUCUUCAAAUUGUCUUGUUUUUUGCAUGUCGAUGACUGGAGAAAACUGUUUAUUGGUCAUCACUUCUUCUCAUAUAAUUUAUUACAGGUUACUUUGGGUGAGUAAUAUUAACUGUUUACUUCUUUUAAAUGUGUUGUGCCAUCAAAGCAGUAAACUACAGUAUAGCUUCAGUUACAGAAGGAGCCAGGCCAGGUGUGGAUUAUGUAUAAGUCACCUUUACCCAUCUUUCUGCUCUUCAGGAAGUUUUCUCUGACUGACGUUCAGUUGUCUGAUAUAUUUAUGGAGAUUUCUGUGCUGACAGAUGUAAAGAUUUUAUUGUAAUUUUCCUUUAGUGAAUAUGAAGUAGAAUGGCAUGCUGCAAGAAGUGUUUUAAAAGGGGCAUUAUGUGAAUCCAUCUUGUAAAGGUUACUACUGGAACACAACCUGUGCGUGUGCAGUGUUGCACUCUGAAGGAACAAUGAUGUGGAGACCUGCAGCUUUCUAUAAGGAGGAAAACUUGUGCCAUAUGAAUCAGUGGUGUCAUUACAAAUCAGGUUUUCUCUGAAUUAAAAUGUGUUGUUCAUUGUUUUGUGGGAUUGUCACAGAGCCUUGUUUUUGGCAGUUUUGUUGUGAUUCGGGACCAUUUCUGGGGAAGGGUGAUGGGAUGAGAGCAGGGGGAAAGCGAGUAGGAACUAUGUAAUUAUGGGGUUUUUAAAAUAGUCUUAUUCAGUUUGCUAUAAUUAAUUGAUGUCAGUGUUUUCUCUUAAGAAGCACCUUUCCCUCAUCAACAGACUGACUUUAACUCUCUCCCUCGUGCCAUCAGUAAACUUGGUUUCCCUGUAACACAGAUAAGUUAAGACUAGAGCCAGAGUCAAACCUGUUAAGGUGAUGACAUGUUUUAAUAAAACAUUGCCUGUGUUGAA